Messenger RNA from Salmo salar (Atlantic salmon), 576 nucleotides. RefSeq names its product cytochrome c oxidase subunit 6C-1. The record is from RefSeq and is a predicted model, not a curated record. Lineage: Eukaryota; Metazoa; Chordata; Actinopteri; Salmoniformes; Salmonidae.
AGUCGACGCUGAGUCCCAAACUGAAUAGGCCCGAACCCACCGUGUUGACUGGGGUCAGAUUGUCACACAGCUUUUACUUUGAAGACAGCUAGCACACGUAUCCUGUUCAAGCCCCUCCUCUCUACGCCAAAUCUUGUGGACUCUGUUUGUCCCUUCGCGAGACCAGUAGUAUUCCUUCCGAAAGAUCAACGCCUCAGAGCCGCGCUAACAUAUUUUGGUGAAGGUCGUGAGUUCUUCUUGUACUCCACAAUGUCUCUGGCUAAGCCUGCAAUGCGAGGACUCCUCGGGAAGCGUCUGAGGUUCCACCUGCCCAUCGCCUUCGCCCUGUCAUUGGUGGCUGCAGCAGCUUUCAAGUACGGUGUAACAGAGCCAAGGAAACAGGCCUAUGCCGAUUUCUACAAACAAUAUGAUGCCACAAAGGAGUUCAACAACAUGAGGGAAGCUGGCAUUUUUGAAAGUGUCAGGCCAACUGGCAAAUAAACCCCUGUUGCAUCCCAUUGUGCGUUCCUGCUCUGUGAUUUACUGAUCGAACAUUGCUGUUAUGUUCUCAUAAAUAAACUAUUCUCUCUAUGGGUG